Messenger RNA from Exophiala aquamarina CBS 119918, 711 nucleotides. RefSeq lists its product as uncharacterized. The coding region runs from base 1 to 711 and encodes 236 amino acids. The record is from RefSeq and is a predicted model, not a curated record. The transcript has 3 exons. Lineage: Eukaryota; Fungi; Ascomycota; Eurotiomycetes; Chaetothyriales; Herpotrichiellaceae.
AUGUCUGACAAGAUUGUUCUAUAUGACCUUCCUGCCCGAGAUGGUAAGGCCUGGAGUUUGAAUCCUUGGAAGACUCGCCUGUUCCUUAAUUACAAGGGUAUUCCCUACAAAACCGAGUGGAUUGAAUAUCCUGAUUUGCAACCUGCCUUUGAGAAACUUGGAAUCCCACCAAAUGAGAGCGGGUUCAAAUACACGUCCCCGACAAUCCGCCUCCCCAAUGGCUCGUACAUCAUGGAGUCCAAGAAGAUCGCAUGGGACCUGGAAUCCCGAUAUCCAGACCCACCACUCCAACUCGACCCACCCAUGCUCGCACGUGUCGAAGCCAUCCUCCAACCGAUCGUGACUUGUCUCCGGCCUGUCUUCGUGCCCCUUGUACCCAAGGUGUUCCUCAACCCGGUCUCGCAGGCGUAUUUCAUCCCUAGCCGUGAAAAAGGGUUGGGCAAGUCUCUAGACGAAUUCGCCAAGGGCGGCGACCAGGGUAUCGAGGACGCGAAGCCUCAUGUCAAGGAGCUGGCGGGUUUAUUGGGUGAGAAUCCAGACGGCCCGUUCUUCCUGGGGAAGCAGGUCAGUUAUGUUGAUUUUGUGGUGGUUGCGUGGUUGAAGAUGCUGGUGCGCUUGGGCGUUGAGGAAAGGAUCUGGGGCUUGGACGGUGGGAGUGAAUUGAAGGCAUUGUAUGAUGCCAGUGCGAAGUGGUUGGAGCGAGAUUCUUAA